Coprinopsis cinerea okayama7#130 is the source of this 372-nucleotide messenger RNA. RefSeq lists its product as hypothetical. The transcript has 2 exons. The record is from RefSeq and is a predicted model, not a curated record. NCBI's taxonomy places the organism in Eukaryota, Fungi, Basidiomycota, Agaricomycetes, Agaricales, Psathyrellaceae. The coding region runs from base 1 to 372 and encodes 123 amino acids.
AUGCUACUCAGGAGCAUAUUCUCGCUGUACCUGCUAUCCUCGCUUUCGCAGGUUAUUUCUAGGCCUGUCUCCGUGGUUACCUCAGGAGACCCCGGGUCCGUGCAACGGCGGUCACCUAGCAUAGACGCAGUGCUUCCAAGAGACCCUUCUCAUGCGGUCAACGUAAAAGCGACCAAAUCCACCGAGACAAGGCAAGACGCAGCAUGGCUCAUCGUGGACGCACAAGUGUUGGACGAGCCAGAGUCGGAGAAAGUCCGCACAGACCCCGCAUGGCUCAUUGUUUCGCCCCAGGAGCUGGAGAAGGAGGAGAAGAGAAAGGAUUCCGCGUGGUUGAUUGUCUCGCCUGAACUUGAAGUUCCGGAACUUCCAUAG